This is a messenger RNA of Ixodes scapularis (black-legged tick), 2323 nucleotides long. RefSeq names its product arrestin homolog. The transcript is spliced from 5 exons. Gene Ontology annotation, biological process: signal transduction; G protein-coupled receptor internalization. Gene Ontology annotation, cellular component: cytoplasm. NCBI's taxonomy places the organism in Eukaryota, Metazoa, Arthropoda, Arachnida, Ixodida, Ixodidae. The coding region runs from base 1 to 1272 and encodes 423 amino acids. The record is from RefSeq and is a predicted model, not a curated record. Gene Ontology annotation, molecular function: G protein-coupled receptor binding.
AUGCGGCAUUCACUGGUGUACAAGAAGCAGAGUCCCAACAGCCGGCUGACCCUGUACCUGAGCACGCGGGAGUUCGUGCACGCCACGAGCCGCACCACGGUGAGCGCCAUCGACGGCGUCGUGCUCGUGGACCCGGCCUACCUCAAGGAUCGACGCGUGUACGCCAUGGUGCUGCUCACCUUCCGCUACGGACGCGAGGACGAGGAGGUCAUGGGCCUCAAGUUCUUCACCGAGGCCAUUCUAGACUUCAAGCAGGUGUACCCUGAGCCGAGCUCGACGGGGUCAGGCGCGGCCAUCUCCGGCGUGGGAGCACGGGACGGCAGCGGCGCGGCCGACGAGCUGACGCCCCUGCAGCAGAACCUGCUGAAGAAGUUGGGCGGCGACGCGUACCCGGUCACGCUGCGAAUCUCGUCCCAGGCGCCGCCCUCAGUGCGUCUGCACCCGGCCAGGCCCUACCAGGGCAGUCCCCUGGGAGUCUCCUACGAACUCAAGGUCUUCAUCGGAGAGCGCUCGGACGAGAAGCCCCACAAGCGGAACACGGUGCGCAUGGCGUUACGCUGCGUGCAGUACGCGGACUUCCCCGUCGACGGCCUGUCGCCAACGCCGCCGACGGCGAGCGUCCGAAAGACGUUCUUUUUCUGCCCGGGACGCUUAGACCUGGAGGCAGCGCUCGACAAGGAGACCUAUAACCAGGGCGACAUGGUGCGCAUACACGUGACGCUGAGCAACGGCUCCUCCAAGACGGUCCAGAGACUCAAGGUGGCCGUCCUGCAGCACGUCCACGUCUGCAUGUUCACUCACGGCCGCUUCAAGAACCUCAUCGGAAGCAGCGACACGGGCCCUAGCAGGCCCGUGCCGCCGGGCUCCACGGUGUCCAGGGACUUUGACAUCAAGCUCCAGAGCUGCGAGAAGUUUCCCGUGGCGCUGGCCAUCGAGAGCGAGUUCCACGAGGAGGACUCGGCCGUGUACAGCCUGUCCUCCACCACUGUACUCGUCAACCCUAAGGAGAAGAAUCCGUAUGGCGUCAACGUCAGCUACGAAGUGAAGGUCAAGGCCAUCCUGGGAUGCAUCGACCGGCCGCUCGUGGUCCGGCUCCCGUUCCGGGUGAUGCUGCCACGACCUCCCGAAGGAGUGCGGCGGCCCACGUUGCCCAGCUCCAAGACGUCCCUUAAGGUAGAAGACUCGCUAGACCCCAUCACGGACUGUGUAUCUGAGGACAUCGCCAGGCUGGGCGUCAGUUCGUCGCCUCACGAGGUCGACGAAGUCAGUUAACUCCGGGGGGAUCUCAGUGCUUCACGCCGAGGCAGAUGGACGACAUCAUCAUAACCACAGUGGCGCAGGUUGCAUUCACAACUUAUAUUUCAUGAAAUGUUGCUAAAGGUUGAGGAGUAAUAGUGAGGACCAAAAGGACUGGUAUCCAACGACAAAAAAAACAACAAGAAAUGUGUAUCUAAAAAUAUUUAUAAAUUUUUAUCUGCGAGCUUGAUAUAUGGCGGCGUAUACCGAGAGUUAAUGCGAAAAAAAAAUGAUACCAUAAGACAGGUCCUGAAUCAGUGAGAAUUCAUAUACAAUGAUAUAUUAAUUGUUUGUUAUUCUGGUUAGUACUAUCGAAAGUUUAACUACAGAGUAAGCCACUGGAACAGGAGAUUUGGGUCUUGCGGCCGUCGAAAAUCGGAAGGUCUUCAGACUCUUCUAUUCCUUCAGUAUGCCGACCGGUUAAAUGUACUUGCGCAUUACAGCAACACUUGUAUGAAGAAUAUAACCUGUGGUAAAGUGUGAACACGUGGAUGGAAAAGUGUGCGCGUGAGAGUGCCUGUGUACUUGGGUGCGUGGUUCUUGAGUGAGUAUAUACGUGCGCAUGAAUAUAUCUUCAAUACGCCGCAAUUAUCUUUUAUACUGUACAAAGAAGUCGGCACUGCUGUGUCUAAAAGAUAUAUGUAUAGUUGUUGCGAUUGUCGAUGUGUCUUCAAUUAUUGCUGCUUUAAUUUCAGCGUCAGCAGAGGUUCUGGUCUUUUGUUUUUAGGAGAUCCGAGAUGUGUGUGUGUGCGAUGGCAAAUCAAACAUCUAGUGUGUCUUGCAUUAGAGAUGUUCAAGAUCAGGGCAGUAAAACGCCAUAAUCCAACAGCGUGUCUUUUUUUGUUCAAACAUUCCCAAAUUACAAAAUGCUCAGCAUUUAAUUAACGUAACUUAUCAGUGCUCUCGUUAAAAAAAAAAAAAAAAGACUGCAACUUAUUUAGGACGUACACUUGCGGCAGAGAUAUGUUACAAAGAGCAUAAAAAGGCUUUGAUCAAAAAAGUGGUUCCCUGCAUCAAAAAUUAAAAU